Achroia grisella is the source of this 1587-nucleotide messenger RNA. RefSeq names its product synaptic vesicle glycoprotein 2A-like. Bases 1 to 1587 code for a protein of 528 amino acids. The record is from RefSeq and is a predicted model, not a curated record. The transcript is spliced from 10 exons. Gene Ontology annotation, biological process: transmembrane transport. Gene Ontology annotation, molecular function: transmembrane transporter activity. NCBI's taxonomy places the organism in Eukaryota, Metazoa, Arthropoda, Insecta, Lepidoptera, Pyralidae.
AUGGUGUUGUCAAAGACAGAUGCGGAGGCCCCGGCAGCUAAGGAGGAGAUUCCUCAUGACCAUCUUUUCAAAGUUACCGGAUUGUCGUCGACAAAUUUAGAGAAGUUGGCUCAAGAUGCAGAAACAGCAGAUUUCGAGACGGCCAUUGCGGCUACAGGAUACGGCAAGUUCAAUGUGUACCUGAUGCUGUGCACCUUACCUGCCUUCUGCAGCGCCGUGUCUGUUACCAGCUCGGUGUCAUACAUCUUCACACAGGCACAGUGUGACAUGCAGCUCAGUCUACUGGACAUGGGGACACUGAACGCCAUCACAUAUGGAGGUAUGAUCUCAUCAGCUUUGGUAUGGGGCUUUCUAUCAGACACCCUGGGCCGGCGGAGGAUCAUGGUGUGGGGGUUUUUGUUCACUGGCAUCCUGGAAAUGUGCGUUGGCAUCAGCCAAAACUUCAUCAUGCUACUCCUGACCAGGUUCUUCAGUGGUUUCUUUUUCAACGGCCCAUUCGCAGUCCUCAUCUCGUACCUGGCGGAGCUCCACCGCACCGAGUUAAGGGCUAAGGUGAUCCUCCUCACCAGUUUGUUUUAUACGAUCGCCAACACGGCCCUGCCGCUGCUGGCCUGGGCUAUACUCACCAAGGAUUGGCACUUCUACAUUUUUGGGACUAGUUUUGUAAUCCAUGCUUGGAACCUGUUCCUCCUGGCGACGGCCUUGAUUCCGCUGAUCACUGGCCUGGUCUUCUUCUGCAUGCCAGAGAGCCCCAAGUUUUUAAUGUCAAGAGGAAGAAACGCAGAAGCAAUGCAGAUCUUCAAAAGAAUAUACGCUAUGAACACUGGGAAGCCAAUGGAAGACUAUCCUAUAAAAUUGUUAGUUGAGGAGAAGUCUGAACAGCAGGCUGAGGGGCUGGCGGCGCUGCGAGGUGGCUGGUCGCAGCUGGCACCUCUGUUCCGCCCUCCGCACCUCAAAUGGCUGAUGCUUAUCUGCGUCAUACACGUCUGUUGUAUGUUUGGGUCCAAUACAAUAAGAUUGUGGUACCCUCAACUAGCUUCUAUGAUUGACUCGGGGAGCAACGAGGGGUUGUGCUCGGCCAUCGCUCCGGAUACCAACCCUGCUCCUGACGUACUGUGCCAGCCGAUACAAACAGAUAUGUUAACAUACCUCCAGAGUGCAGUAGUGGGCGCUGGCUCUGUUAUUACGUAUGGUAUUGGAGGUCUGCUGAUUAAUAGAUGCGGCAAGAGAUUUGUCGCUGGCAUCUGUAGUUUGUUAAGUGCAGCUAUAUUGGUUAUGCUACCUUUGUGGGGUACCGGAGCUUUCUCUGUGGUUGCUAUGGUGACCAUUGCGCUAGCAUUCACCUCGCUUGGUGGCGCAACUCUGUCUAGCAUCUGUGUAGACCUAUUUCCUACCUCGCUAAGAGUGAUGGCAAUGGCAACAUAUCUGAUGAGCGGCCGGCUGGGCACUAUCAGCGGGACCAUAGCCUUCCCGGCACUCGUAGAGUAUGGCUGUCUCCCACCGUUUCUCACUAUAGCUGCUGUCCUUGCAGCUUACGGCAUUGGCUGCGCAUUGGUUCCAAACACCACGCUAAAGAAACUAGAAUAA